UGCAAGGCUGCGAGGAGGCAUCAAGAAGGAAAUUAACUUUUCUCAUCGCUAAGAGAUUUUUGUCUCUGCUAAGUUUCCAAACAAGUUCUCGGACCUUUUUUAUUUGAUUUCUCAACUCUUCGCGCUCUGCUGUUAUCUGGAUACGAUGGCCAGCUCGGGACUGCAGCUCCUCGGUUUCUUCCUCUCACUGGUCGGUCUCGCCGCCACUGUCGGCGCUACUUUGAUGGUGGAAUGGAAGAAGCAGUACCAGGGCAAGACUCACCGCGUGUUCGAGGGCUUGUGGAUGAGCUGCAGUGGCAACGUGAGAACAACCUGUGAAUUUCACCAGUACCUCCUGAAGCUGCCAACUGAGGUCCAGGCUACCAGGGCCGUGAUGCUGCUCAGCAUCUUCCUCUCCACUGUGGCGCUGUUGACGUCCACAGUGGGAAUGAAGUGCACCCGCUUCAUGGACGGCAAAGCUGAGAGCAAAUCCACAACAGCUAUGGUCGGAGGAAUCAUGUUCAUGGUUGCAGGUUUAUUGACCUUCAUCAUAACCUCCUGGUACGUCAAAAUGAUUGUUCAGAUCGUCAAUGAAUCUCAUCGCCUGCAGAGCUUUGAGUUCGGUAAUGCCGUGUUUGUCAGCUGGGCUGGCGGCCUCCUCACUAUGGCUGGCGGUGCUUUCCUGAGCUGUCGGAGAUGCUCGCGGUCCCAGUCCACCGUGUCCAUCAGCUCCAACCACCUCUUCUCCACCACCCACCCAAAGUCCAACUACGUUUAGUGGAGGAGAGCAGCGGAGAGGCUUUGAUACAGUCAGCGCUGAAUUUACCAACAGGAGCAGGUUGUGUUACGAUGACGACAAACUGUAGGAUUAUAAAUACUACCUGCUGAACAUCAAGUUAGUAACCAGGAUCAGGAUUACACACAAGAUCAAGCUGUUUGUUCUGACUUUCAAUCGCAUUUCAUACAGUAGCUUGAAUUCUUCUGGUUCAGCACAACACUUGUUUGGUUGUUACUUAGAUGUUGUCAGUCAUUUUUUUUCCAUUGAAAGUUUAAAAGUAAGGAUUACAUUUGUAAUUGAUAAAAAAAAGAAAUACAAAUAUCAUAUAAAGUAAUCAAUAUGCUGCAGGAAUGAGUCCUAAAACCCUGACAAAUCCCAUUGGCUUUGUAUCGAGGUAACCGGUGCGACGCUAACUUCCAGGUUGGCCAACAAAAACACGUCAUUGCUGCAGCACUCGGUUCUUCCAGGUCCUGAUUCCUGAACUUUGUCAGCCUGUUUGUGUAAUUAUGAAUUCACCAAGUUCCUUGUCACAACUACCAAUGAAGAACACUUGUUUCAAUAGUUUGCAGUGUAGAACCAAAGUUUUGACACUUGAUUGGAAGAUCUUUUCAGGUGUACAUUGCUGUACAAUUCGUUCCACUUCAGUUUCACACUGGUGUUAAUAUAGGUUUGUUUGUGCGAUGUUCUUCGUUAGUUUUUAUAUUGUCUUGCCGUAUUUUCAUGUAAUUUUGCUGCUGUUAUGUUAUGUUACGAUGCUGUUAUGUGAUGUAGCACAUUCUGUGGCCGUUUGAAAGACGUUUUGAAAAUAAAAAUAAAAUAUGUUUGUGUU
Molecule: messenger RNA, 1586 nt
Organism: Anarrhichthys ocellatus (wolf-eel)
Lineage: Eukaryota; Metazoa; Chordata; Actinopteri; Perciformes; Anarhichadidae
Product: claudin-19-like
Exons: 4
Coding region: 146-757 (203 amino acids)
Cellular component (GO): bicellular tight junction; membrane
Molecular function (GO): structural molecule activity
Source: RefSeq, a predicted model, not a curated record